UUUACAUCUCCAAGCUAUAUACAGAAAUAACAUGGAAAGCAAGUGGGACUAAUGUGUGCGAAUGGUCUGCGCGAAAUGUAAAAGCUCCCACUGAAUAACGCUCCCACUUGUACUCAAAUGCGAUUCGUGCGCAUCAGCGGUGUCGUCGACGUUGUCGUAUUAAUGUCGCCGACGUAUAGUGGCAGUAUACUCGUGCUGCACUGCAUUACAUUUCACUGCGAUCCAUUUAUCCAUCCAUAUUCGUGUCGCAACCCCAAGAAAGCAAUCACUACCAUCCGUGUGUGUUUGCCGCGAGCCYAUUCUUAUCCGUCCAACGCCCAUGGCGAAACAUCCAGCAGUACAAUAACAAAUAUAUUUAUUAAUUAUUAACCACAAGGGACUGAAAUAUAUUGUUAACUACUUUAGUGUAAAUAUUCAUACAUAUAUGAAAAGUGAAGUAUUAAUAAACAAAUAAUAUAAAAAGUAAAAAUAUAAAAGUGAGAAUWCUUUAUGAUAAAGACCAACAACUUAAAGAACAGGUGUACAUAUUACAAGUAACAAAUUGUACUUUUUCUUCAACACGUGUUGUGUAAUCUGCUGCGCCAAUGUWUCCGUGAGUGUGUCCCUUCCCUACGGUUCUUUACUCAAAACCAAAGUUACAACACCGUUAUAGAAUAGUGUCGUAGUACAUUCACCUAUACAUUUCCCAUUUACCUACGAACUUCACAAAUAUAGAUGUCAACAAUAGAUCUGGUURUUGUAAUCGCAGUGGGCAGCGUCUCUGUCCGACCGGGGACUCCAUCAGCCAAUUAACAGCCGUUAGUAAGAGUGUAGCUAGUCGUAUGCCAGUUACCCRAGCAAACAAAUAAACACCACACACACACACAUAUUGCAACAAGCACCAACACGAAAGCCAAUAAAGAAAAUCGGCAAACCAAGGUAUCCAACUAAGACUCACUAGGCGCUCACUACCGGCACAAUUCGAAAUCGUCGCUGCAGCAACAACCGACAACUGCGGUGGCAGGGACACACAUUUAUCAGCCAAGUGCRCCCCGAUUGGUACGGAUUCACUCGUAUCCUCAGCUUGUUGUCAGUACUGUUUUGAGGUUGUGCUGCGGUGGUUUUUAUUCUCUUGACUGUUUCGAAAGCUGCAAGCUUUUAUUCUUCGGUUUUAUUUUAUGCUUAAAUUGUUUUGCUUAAGGAUGCUUUUUACAACAUUUAUUUGCAUAUUUACUAUACUCUAUGUGUUGUUAAAUUAAGAGCGAAUCGUCCACGUAUGCCACAGACAAAAAACAAUAAACAGCAAAUAAUCUGAUAAAUAAGUGUUGCUGCUUGAAAAAAACUGUGAAUAAGUGCAAAAACGUGAAGGAAAUUGAGAAAUUAACUACAUAUACAAAAAUAUUAUUGUCUAUAUGUACUCUGAGCUAUGUGGAAAUAAAAUUUAUUCGUAGUUUAAUGAGCGCCGGUCGUGCAAUUAAAUAAGUUAUGAAAAAAAACAACACACAAAUAAGCAUUUAGUCCGUAAAAAUUAGWUUCCGUAACGCAUUGGAAAAAAGAAAAAAACAAAUAUAUGUACAUGCAUAUGUAAUUGUGUUUAUGUGUGUAAAUUGUACAAGCGAUAGAAAUUAAGUCACGAAAACACUAGACAAGAAUUAUAAUAGAACUAACUAUAUUUAUUUUACUAGUGUUUUUUAAAUACAAAAAAGUUUAAAUAACAUAGACGAGAAAUUUAAAGGGAACUAUACUUUUCAACAGAUGCGAUCUUUCARAAAUAAUAAAAUAAUAAAAAACAUAAUUAAAAAGUGCUAAGACARACAUUGUAAAAAUAGCAAGUCACUGUAAAAGCUUGGACCACAAUCAUAUUACAUACAUACAUUUCAAAACAUAUGCCGUAUGCUAAAGACUUCUUCACCUUUGAAAGGUCAGCGUGCAAUUAUGAAAAGGAGUUUUUGAAAAACUUGUUCAACGUUUGAAAGGAAAAAAGGAAUGCGCAUUAUUUUUCAUUCAUCGAGAAAUUUACAAGGAACAACAACGCGGCACACAGACGCUUUGUAAUUUUAUAACUUUUCUGGAAAUUGUUGACUUUUAAACCUAAAAGGAUCCAAUUAAGAAGCAUUUUCGUGUGUAUAUUUUACGCGGUGGCUAAUCAUAAUUUGUGUUAGCUAGCUUAGUCUGGCAUAAAUAAUUUAAUUUAACAACAAAUUUAUACUCCUCAACAAAAGGUUUGUGAGCAUAUCACAACCAAAAAAAAGCCUACAAAUGAAGAUGGCAUCCCAAAGAUUUUGCCUACGAUGGAAUAACCAUCAAAGCAACUUAUUAUCUGUGUUCGAUCAGUUGCUACACGCCGAGACAUUUACGGAUGUCACGCUGGCCGUCGAUGGACAAUACUUAAAAGCACACAAGAUGGUUCUAUCUGCCUGUAGUCCGUAUUUUAAUGCGCUCUUCGUACACCAUCCCGAAAAGCAUCCAAUUGUCAUUUUAAAGGAUGUACCAUACUCCGAUAUGAAAUCUCUGCUCGACUUUAUGUAUCGCGGUGAAGUUUCUGUGGAUCAGGAACGGCUCACGGCUUUUUUGCGUGUCGCCGAAUCAUUACGUAUUAAAGGUUUAACCGAAGUCAAUGAUGAUAAACCAUCACCGGUUGCGCCGACGCCACCACCACCACAACUACAACGUAUUCAACCGUAUUUGGUACAACAACAACAACAUCAACGUAGUAAAUCACAGAAUAGUCUAUUGGCUGGUUCAAACGCCGGUGCUGGUGGCAUGGCUGGUGGCCAAACAAUGGCUGGCGGCCAACAUACGCAGCAACAACAGUCGCUGUUGAGUUCAGCACUUGCAUCAAUGCCGAAAAGAAAACGUGGUAGGCCACGGAAAUUGUCGGGCAGCUCCAAUGGUACCGGAAAUGAUUAUGAUGAAUUUGAACGUGACGGCAUGAUGAACGACUCUGAGAUGGGCGAUUGCAAAAUGGGCGAUUCUUAUUCAGGCAAUGAUGAUGCUUCAGACGAUAAUCAACGUGACGGCGGCGAUAUGCGUGAUCCAAGCGAGAGCCGAGAUUCCGUUUCCCACAGCAAGAAAUUCAAAUCAAAAGACAACAAAUCUAAACAAAACGAAAAUGAUAACAGCACAUCUGUGCAACUUAUAAAUGCAUCACCCGAAUUAUCACAAAGGCUCUUUGGCUUGAUGAAACCAGCAGUUACUGUCCAACCGCAACAACAACAACCAGCACAAAAGGAUUCAAAUGAAUCUGCCGUCACGCAAACGUCACUGCUACAAUGUAAUGAACCACAAGAGGUUGCCACACAUCUGCCCACGGUCUUGGGACUGAAAGUACGUAAUGCAAUGCAAUUAACUGCUUCACCGCUACAACAACAGCAGCAACAACAGAGUGGCCCUCAGAACUCCAAUUCACUGUUGAAGCAGCAAUUGCGCGCUGGUUUAAAGGAAAUAUCAAAUAAUGCAUCAAAUGAAGCAAUGGCCACUGGCAGCGCCGAUUUUAGCUGUUCAGCACUACAAUCGCUGGCAAGUGUCGCCGAACGUCAAACGCCGAAUGCAAUACAGCCCCCUUCUGCCAAUAAUUUGCACCACCAGUUCUUGUUACACAUGGCCGCGAACCCGAUGCUAAAGCCCACUGCUGAUUUCUUUCGACAACCACAACAGCAAGAACAAACAACCACGCAAGACAACCACCAACAGCAAUCACAAGGCAAACAACCGCAAACACAAUCCCAACUGUUGCAGCAUACAGCAGCCGUACAGCCGACACAAUUACUCGAGCAGGAAUUACAACGUGAGGACAGCAUGUCGCCUACAAAUAUGGAUCUUAUACUCGAUCAUACUGAUAAAUCGGAGCCGGAAUUAACGUUAGCGGAUGAAACGGCCGGUCUAGAAUACAAAAACAAUGACAUAUCGCAAGAAAACAACGAGGAUGCUGUUGCUAUAACAACAAUAACAAUUGGCGAUGGACCUGACAAUGAGACCCUGAACGCACAAAGCACCACAGCAGCGAUAACAACAACAAAUGCACGUACAGGCUCCACAACCCGUCGCCCGGCGCAGCGACGGCGCAUACGACGUAAAGCGCAAUCCACAAUCGACGAUCAAGCUGAGCACUUGACAGAGAUGUCCGUCCGUGGACUCGAUCUGUUCCGUUAUGCACGCAUUAAUGAGGGCGUCUAUCAGUGUACCGAGUGUGCUAAAGAAGAUUUGCAAAAGACUUUCAAGAACAAAUACAGCUUCCAGCGGCAUGCCUUCCUAUAUCACGAGGGAAAGGUGCGUAAGGUGUUUCCUUGCACGUUGUGUGGCAAGGAAUUUUCACGUCCUGAUAAGAUGAAAAAUCACUUAAAGAUGGCGCAUGAGAAUUUUGUUGCACGCGACACCAGUAGCUUUAAUCCACUAAACUAUUUAAUAACGGCGGCAACGGCCGAAGAAAUGCAAACAGCUAUAUUUACCGCAAGCGCUGCUGCGCAACAACAACAACAGCAACAUCAAAAACAACAACAAAGAACAAUUGGUCAGGAUGAUUACUUGGGCAAUGGUGUUAGUAUUGUCAAUACAACGCAGCGGGAUCGUGGCAAUUCGCGGUCUACGUCGCCGAACGCAGCAGCGGCAUUGCUGAAAUCGCAGAAUGAAUUGACCAUCAAGAACGAGAUUGUGAUCUCACCUUCACCCUCACCCGAACCAAACAUGUCGGUGCCCAGGAAUGGCACAGCGCCAUCGGCACUUGCUGUAGUAACAAAAUCUACAAAUAUGUCCGUUUUGCAGGCGAAACGCAUAACGCAAAGACUGGAAGAGGUGAAUUAAGUUUAAAUGAACUAAAAUGCCACUAAAUAAUUAUUAAUAAUUAGGUGUAGUCUGGUGUGUUUAAAAACACAUUAAUGUUUAUUAAGUUUUAAACAUUUAUUUUUUUUUUUUUUGGUAGGCCGCAAAGUGCA
Molecule: messenger RNA, 4910 nt
Organism: Bactrocera latifrons
Lineage: Eukaryota; Metazoa; Arthropoda; Insecta; Diptera; Tephritidae
Gene: ttk
Product: protein tramtrack, beta isoform
Exons: 6
Coding region: 2239-4779 (846 amino acids)
Biological process (GO): regulation of transcription by RNA polymerase II
Cellular component (GO): nucleus
Molecular function (GO): protein binding
Source: RefSeq, a predicted model, not a curated record